Molecule: messenger RNA, 5006 nt
Organism: Bombyx mori (domestic silkworm)
Lineage: Eukaryota; Metazoa; Arthropoda; Insecta; Lepidoptera; Bombycidae
Product: ATP-binding cassette sub-family G member 1
Exons: 11
Coding region: 116-2149 (677 amino acids)
Biological process (GO): transmembrane transport
Cellular component (GO): membrane
Molecular function (GO): ATP hydrolysis activity; ABC-type transporter activity; ATP binding
Source: RefSeq, a predicted model, not a curated record
GCGGCGUAUUUACCGCGGUGCGCACGCGUUUUCCGUUAGCUUUUGAAAAACGAUGUUCGGUUAGCGCGCGAAUCGAAAUAAAGAUCGAGGAACCGAAAUUACCAGAGAAAUUAAUAUGUCGAAUAUACCUUUAGUACGUCGGGCGAUCGUUGGAGCAACUCUAGCCCAUAAUGCGCCAGGUCUUCAGUCGCCGGGUCAAUCCAACUCACCGGUUGAACCUGACCCGAUGAUCGUCGAGGGGGGUCAAGAGAGCCAGUGGACCCCCGCCGCGUUAGAAAGGGUUGGGUCGACGUUGAAGGCUUUGAAUCGUAUGGCCAAACGACCACCUGUACAUUUAUUGUUCGAAGAUGUCAACUACACCGUAAGCUCUCAUAAGGGGGAGCAGAGAAUACUUCAAAGCGUCUCCGGAGAGUUUCGUUCAGGAGAGCUGACAUGUAUACUAGGACCUUCGGGGGCUGGAAAGUCUACUUUACUCAACAUCUUAGCAGGAUACACGUUGAACGGCGUCACCGGACGUAUAUCAGUGAACGGACACGUGCGAGACAUGAGGGUCUUCAAGAAGCUGAGCUCGUACAUCAUGCAGGAUGAUCUGCUGCAGCCAAGACUGACCGUGCAAGAGUCCAUGUGGAUCGCUGCUGAUCUGAAACUCGGCAAGGAACUGGGAAAGCCGGAGAAGGAACUCAUUAUUGAAGAAAUUCUACAAACACUAGGUCUGUGGGAUCACAGAGACACAAGGUCUGAAAAACUGUCUGGAGGACAAUCGAAACGUCUCACUGUCGCCCUGGAGCUGGUCAACAAUCCACCCAUCAUAUUUCUGGAUGAGCCUACCACAGGUUUGGACAUCGUGUCGAUACGACAACUGGUAGUGCUUUUGCGGCUAUUGUCAAGACAAGGAAGAACUAUCAUAUGCACAAUACACCAGCCCUCGGCUUCUCUGUUCGCUCUCUUCGACAGAGUGUAUGUGAUGGCGCGGGGAAUGUGUUGUUAUCAGGGCGCCGCUCCUCUUCUGGUACCGUAUCUGUCAGAGCUGGGGCACACUUGCCCCACGACCCACAAUCCAGCGGACUUCGUGCUGGAAACGAUCAUCACCGACGCGGAAGCAGCGGCUCAGAUGUCGGAAUUAUGCCAGAAUGGAAAACUUUGCAGGAAACUGGAUAGGAUGUUAGCGAGAGGUGGAAAGAAACCAAUUUUACAUUCAGACGAGUCAAUACAAAGGAUAUUCGUCGAACACAUAGCCAAAGAACAAAUGCAGAAGAUGGAAUUUCCGACCACGUUUUUCACGCAAUUCUAUAUCCUAACGAAAAGGAUGUUCAUACAAAACAAAAGAAAUUUGACCACACUCUGGAUACAGUUAGCGCACCAUCUAACUUCAGCCAUUCUUCUUGGAAGUAUAUUCUUCGGCAUUGGUAACGACGGGGCCUAUCCAGUAGUAAAUUUUAAGUUCUGCAUGAGCUGUUUGGUGUUUUUCAUGUACACAUAUAUAAUGAUACCGAUAUUGUUAUUUCCGAUGGAAGUGCACCUACUGCGUCGGGAAUACUUCAAUCGCUGGUACAGCUUAAAGGCUUAUUAUGCUGCGCUGAGUUUUGCCACUAUGCCUGCGAUGACUUUACUUGGCCUCAUAUUCCUGGUUAUAACGUAUUUCAUGUCAGGGCAGCUGCUAGAGUGGGAGAGGUUUACAUUGUUCUCUAUCAGCGGACUGCUCACGGGAAUAUGUUCCGAGGGCUUAGGUCUCGCCAUAGGCGCAGCACUGAGUGUUACUAACGGCUCUAUCGUCGGACCAUCGAUAGUGUCACCACUCCUGGUUCUCUGCUGCUACGGAAUGGGUUUCGGUCCUUACAUAGAGGGCACCAUGCGCGCCCUAAUGUCCGCCUCGUAUCUGCGUUACGGUCUUUCCGGAUUAACUUUAUCCCUGUUCGAAAACCGACGGCCAAUGGACUGUUCAUUAGAAUUCUGUUUGUAUUCCGAUUCUAAGCUCCUACUGCGGGACGUGGGAAUGACAAACGAUCGAUACUACAUUCAAAUAAUAGGAUUGUUGGCAUUCACGUUCGUUUAUCGAUUGUUGGCGUAUUUCGCUUUGAGGUAUCGAAUGACCGCAGAUUUUUCUAAUCGAUUCAUGUGUUACAUUAGUAAAUUUUUAAAGCAUCGAUAAUUCGUAAACAGCUUUUAGUGUUAAUUCAUUAAUGGUAUUUAAAUCGUCUCAAGAGAAUUGAAUCUUUUCAAAAUUAGAACUAUGGUCUGGGUUAGAUUAUAUGGUGUAUUUUUUUUAUUGUAAAAAAAACGCAUACAAUUACAUUAAGGUAUAAUAACUCGGUACUUAUCAAUUCGAUGAAUUUAAUUAUAAUUUUAGAACUAUACAAAAGAGAACAUAGUUUUAUCGUUCUUGUUCAAAUGUGAAGUUGUACUCUCUAUAUCUCAUUAGUUUAACCUUUAACCAGUGACAUGGAGUCUCACAGGCUUCGUGCUUUUUGCGAAUUCUUAGAAUUCGCCACUCCCCCCAGCUCGCCGCGACUCCGAGUCUCAGUAGCCUUUGUUAUAGUAGUAAAUUGACCACGGAAGGAAGCAGACGUGUUGUCGGUCGUAUAACACGUGAGUAACACUCAUCGAAAAAUUGGACGUAGCCUGUCAGGCUCCAUGUCCCUAGUUGCCAUUCAAAAUAUUUUUUUGAACUAUUUCUUUUUAUUUUGAUACUUUGUAGUUCAGAAUGGCAAAAAACGGUAAUAAACGUCAAUGUCCGAAAUCAAGUUCAGUUGAGCCAUCAAAAAGAAAAAUAUUGCGGGUAGAGAGUCCGUAGUGUUUUACCGCAUUUUGGAUUUGAACAGCAUGAAAGCUCAUAUACUGCACAACAUGCACCAACCUAAGAUUAUAGAAAGGGGAGAUUUCCUAAAGACUAGCUCGUUCGCUAGUUCUCCCAUGGGGGACCAGACUACGCGUUUCUGAAUAUGGAUUCAGAGACGCGUAGUCUGCAGUCAAUUACCGAGGGAGUUACGCUUCGUGAUAAAGCGAAUUCUGGGUGACGAUAUGGUCGAAGAAGAUGUCCAAAGUCAUGAAACUAGUCAAGGCAAAAGAAAGGCAUGCAGGAUUUGCCCACCCAAAUUGCACAGAAUGACUGUGUACACGUGUGUCGGGUGUUGCGAUCCCGUAUGUUUGCAAUGUUCUCGCCCUUUGUGCAAAAAUUGCCAGUAAUGUAUGCUGAAUUGAGUCAUUGUCAGAAUUUUUAUUUUUUGUUUUUGGGAAUGACUAUUUUGUUUUUUCGUUCCUUCUAGAUUAGAUUUUAAGUAAAAGAUAUUAACUUUAUCGUUUUUCUCGCAUAAGGUCGGCUGAAAUGUGAAAUGAGGAUCUCAUACCAAUUAAGGCUGUAAAAUACCCUUAAGUGUUAUUACUCGAUUCUCUCGAUAUUUUAUAAAAAAGCUUGGUUUGAUUUACUAAUGUGUUUUUCAUUAUAUACCGUUGAUUGAAUAUUAAGGCAAUUUUGAAACACUCAAGUUGAUUUUCACAAUAAAAAUGAAUUUACAAGUAGUAGUCUGUGAGACGUCAUGUCCUUUAUAGUGUUAUAAAUUUGGCGUGUCACCAGUUAAAGGUUAAGAUUAGAUAAACAUUUAAGGGGUUUUGACAGUUUUUUAAGUCAUUAUUAAUGUUUUUUUUAUUUUCGUUUAAAUCGUUAUUACAACAAAAAUAUUUGAUUUAGUCGAAACAAUGAAGACAUUAGUAAUGAAUAACAAACAAAUAUUAGGCAUCGUCGUGGAAACUAAAUACUUUAAUUCUCGAGAUCAGAGCCAUAAGGUAUGAUAUCCAAAUUCGAUCGAAAUUAAUCUAUCGGGACCUUUAUGGUGUUUGUUGUUGUUAUGAAAAAAUUAAGAUUUUUUUUUUUUUUCGUUGACAUAAAAUUAACUAAAAAAAAAAGAGAAUCGAUAAAAAAACACAGGAGAAAAUGGUACUUAGCUGUUUUAGCUAGAAUGUACAAUUAUUGGGAUAAUAUUUAAAAAAAAAAAUUAACUCUUUUUACAAUUAAGAGUUCUUUGAAUUAUAUAAAAAUUUAUAAAGCAAACAGUAAAUUUGACGUUAGAGAAUACUUCUGAUGUGGUGAAUUGUGUUGCCACAUUUUUUUUAUGAACACUUACAUUGUUGUCAAAUUUCUCACCAUAAAACGAUUUAAAACAUUUAAAAGGGUUGAGUCAUUUUGGUGUUCGCAUAAAAACAUGAAAUUUAAUUACAUCAUUUUCAUUUAUAGUUUAAAAAAAAUGUCAAAUACCGUAUUGUUUGAUACAUUAGUUAAGUUUUGUUUUUGUCUGUGAUAAUGAUUGUGUAGAACAAAAUUGUGUUUUGCAUUUAUAAAUUAGCAUAACAACUUAAUUGUACUAAAUCAAAAGUUACUGAUAGUAAAAACGCGGUAAUGGUAGUGACAGUUGACAUAUUUCGUCUAUGUCAUGAAGCUGCAUAAUAUUAUCUGUGGAAAAAAAAAUUUGAAAAUGCAGCAAAGUAUAAGUAAAAAAGAAACGAAUCCAAUUACUGAUUCCGCAUUAGAAUCUCCAUAUUGCAUAAUCGAUUUGUAAAUCUAUUAAGAUUAUAUUUGUAUUAGGUGUAAGUACAUGUCUGUGCACAAUUAAGCUUAUUCGAAGUGACCGUCAUAUCUUGGUCGAAUUUAUAUUAUAUUUAUCGCUUCUAAAAUCUACCGUGUUAGUUAGAGUUCUGUCUUGUUUGUUCUUCAAAUUGAAGGACCGAUUUUCGUCUUUCAUCCCCAUUCGCUCACGACGUACUGUUUCAUUGUUUAAAACACAGCAGAAAUUUCAUUCUAUUCUCGAUUGAAUGUGAGCAUGACAAUUUAGAGUUACAAAAUAUUAAACGGGCAAUAUUAUGAUGUAAAAUUGUCUUUUAUGCAUGCCGUAAUAGAACUAUGGCAGUUUAUUAUAGUAGCAUUAUUUAUUAUUAAGGACGCAAAAACGACUGAGAUUAAUUAGUUAAUCACGUAAACGGCUAGGGUUUAGAAAUAAAAAAAAUACUAAAUCAGA